Messenger RNA from Penicillium griseofulvum, 1602 nucleotides. RefSeq names its product DNA-(apurinic or apyrimidinic site) lyase APN1. Gene Ontology annotation, molecular function: zinc ion binding; DNA binding; DNA-(apurinic or apyrimidinic site) endonuclease activity. The record is from RefSeq and is a predicted model, not a curated record. The coding region runs from base 1 to 1602 and encodes 533 amino acids. The transcript is spliced from 4 exons. NCBI's taxonomy places the organism in Eukaryota, Fungi, Ascomycota, Eurotiomycetes, Eurotiales, Aspergillaceae. Gene Ontology annotation, biological process: base-excision repair. Gene Ontology annotation, cellular component: nucleus; mitochondrion.
AUGUGUUGCCGAGAACCAGAGUCGCCAGCGUGCGAAGACUCUGGAUCGAAGGUCAACCAUAAACGGAACCUCAGCAAUGGGACAUCUGAGCUCUCGCCACCCAGACGAUCCAAACGACAGAAAUCCACUACAAAUUUGAAAGAACUCUCUUCUCCAGAAGGCUCAGAGUCGGAGUCUGAAGAAUUUACUCCUGCAGUGAAAAAAGAGGCCGACAAGACACCUCCGGCUGAUACUGCCAAGGAUAAGAAAAAGAAGGCUCCAGUUAAGAAGGAGUCUGACGACGUCAAACCUAAAAAGGUGAGAAAGUCUAAGAAAGACCAAGAGCUUGAGAGAAUGCCUUUGGCACUGCGGACUAAGGGUCUGCGUAUGUUUGUUGGUGCUCACGUCAGUGCUGCAAAAGGUCAGUGUUCUCAACAUCUAUCGUGUCAAUUCAAUAAUAACCCCGAUGCGUAUCGAGCAGGUGUUUUUAAUUCCAUACAUAAUAGCGAGAAUAUUGGAGGAAAUGCAAUCGCCUUGUUCUUGAAGUCGCAGCGUAAAUGGGAGAACCCAGCUCUGCAGGACGAACAUCGCGAUGAAUUCCGUAAACUUUGCGCAGAAAAGGGUUAUGAUGCAUCCAAGCACAUUCUUCCUCAUGGUUCAUACCUUGUCAAUCUGGCCCAAAACGAUAAAGCCAAAGCCAAGCAAGCAUACACCUCCUUCCUGGAUGAUCUACGUCGGUGCGAGGCACUUGGAAUUACACUUUACAACUUCCACCCCGGAAGUACCAAUCAGACACCUCUGCCCGAAGCACUUGCCCGCCUGGCAGAGAUGCUAACACAGGCUAUUACCGAAACGAAGACCGUAGUUCCAGUUCUCGAGACAAUGUGCGGUCAUGGCAACACAAUCGGCGGCGCACUGUCCGAAUUCCGCGACUUGCUAGCUCUAAUCCCGGAAGAGCACCACUCCCGCAUCGGCAUCUGCGUCGACACCUGCCACAGCUUUGCAGCCGGCUAUGAUCUGACAUCCCCAGACGGAUUCAAAGCCUUCCUCGCCGAAUUUGACGAGCUAAUAGGAAUCAAAUUUCUCCGAGCUCUGCACCUCAAUGACUCAAAGGCACCGCGUGGAAGCAAGCGCGACCUACACGCCAAUAUUGGCACGGGGUUCCUCGGCCUGCGCGCGUUCCACAAUGUCAUGAACGAGCCGCGAUUUGAAGGGCUCCCUAUGGUCCUUGAGACGCCUAUUGACCGUGUUCCGGGAAAGAAUGCAGCCAAUGGAGACGAAGCAGAUGAUGGCAGUGAGAGUGACACUGGGAAGAAUAAACCGACAAAGAAGGGCCCCAAGAGACCUGCUGGUGCGGGUGCCGCUGCUGUUCCCGAUCCAAGUGUGUGGGCAGGUGAGAUCAAACUACUCGAGUCGUUGAUUGGCAUGGAUCCUGAGGGUGAAGAGUUCAAGGCUCUUGAGGCUCGGUUUUCGGAGGAAGGUCGUGCGGAGCGCGAGAAACACCAGGAUCAGUAUGAUCGUAAGCUCGAGGCAGAUGAGAAAAAGAAAGCGAAGGGGGCGGGAAAGGCCAAGGGACAGAAGAGUCUUAUGGACAUGAUGAAGAGUGGCGCUACGAAGGAGUAA